AUGGAUAGUAGUAGCUUGAUGAGCAGACAAGCUCAGCCGAUUGUUAGGAAAGGGAAGAAGAAGCAAGUAAAAGAUGAAACGGACAGAAUCAAACAAGCCGAGAAGAAAAAGAGACGUAUUGAGAAAGCCAUUGCUACUUCCGCAGCGAUCCGUGCUGAGCUAGAGAAGAAGAAGCAAAAGAAGAAGGAAGGACAGCAAGAAACUGCAGCAGAUGAAGAAAACUCGGCAGAUGCUGCAAAGAAGAAGCAGGAGAGAGAUGAACUCGAGCGUACCAAACAAGCAGAGAAGAAAAAGAUUCGUUUGGAGAAAUCCAUCGCUGCUUCUGCAGCUAUUAGGGCUGAGCUAGAGAAGAAGAAGAAGCUUAAAAAGCUAGAGGAACAGAGGAGAUUGGACGAGGAAGGUGCCGCCAUUGCAGAGGCUGUUGCUCUGCACGUCUUACUCGGCGAAGACUGUGAUGACUCGUAUCGAAUCAUGCUAAACCGAGAAACGGGCUUCAAGGCAUGGGAUUAUAAAUCCAACAGAUUCAAUGGUGGAGGAAACAGAUUGUUUCAUGAUCAUCGAUGCUUAAGCUAUGCGGUUCAUAGUAACUGGUCAGUGCCAUAUGAGACUUUUGCGUGGGGAUGGGAUAACAACAACAACAACAUGGGAGUAUCAUCAGCUGAUUUGAUUGCUGCUCAAGCUGUGUCGUCACUGCAGAUUUCUGAAAAUGCUGACAUGGACGCCAUUGUUUUCAAUGGGGAUAUGUUCUAA
Molecule: messenger RNA, 750 nt
Organism: Thlaspi arvense
Lineage: Eukaryota; Viridiplantae; Streptophyta; Magnoliopsida; Brassicales; Brassicaceae
Source: the annotation of a GenBank genome assembly